Messenger RNA from Stegastes partitus (bicolor damselfish), 1967 nucleotides. Its product is annotated as C-type lectin domain family 4 member M-like. The transcript has 7 exons. The record is from RefSeq and is a predicted model, not a curated record. Bases 147 to 1538 code for a protein of 463 amino acids. NCBI's taxonomy places the organism in Eukaryota, Metazoa, Chordata, Actinopteri, Pomacentridae.
AAAGAACAUUUUAAACUUCAUUUCAUAAAGCAGAGGUGUGAGCUAAAGGAGGUAGAUUUGACCUUCCGUGCUUCUUCACAUUGCUUCCACUGUGUCUGUAGCCAUCUGUAAAAGGAGCGACUCAAGCUCAUAAUACAGAAGCUACGAUGACUCUCGAGUACCGUGCAACCACAGAGGCACAAACAGACAGCGGUGACAGUAAAAUUGCCUACGAGAAGCUUUUUGGGGACAGCAGCCAAUCCCGCUUUUCAGUUUAUGCGUUGAGAAAUAACCCUUUCAAGGUUGCUGCAGUUUGCCUUGGGUUGCUCGCUGUCCUCCUGCUGGCUGGGGUCAUAGGUCAAAGUGUGCACCAUCAAAAUGUAGCACAACAUCGUCAGAACAAUUUAAAAGUCUUAAGUCAGUGGAAAGAGGACCUGCAACAGAACCUGAACGCAGCGCAGAAACAGAAGAAAGAUCUGGAAGCCAACUACGCUCAGUUACAGCAAAAUUCCGACAACUUAUUGCAAAAGAGAGACCAACUGCAGAGCAGUAACUACCAACUGACUCAGGAAACAAACACACUGAAACUUAGUCAAAGCCAGUUACAGGCCAGCAACGAUGCUUUAAAUAAAGAGUUAGAACAGGUAAAAGCCUCUAAAGACCAGCUCCAGGCAAACACCAGCGCCUUGAGUACAGCCAACAACCAGUUAAGAAAACAGUAUGAUUCAGUUCUCAGACACAAAAACGAAUUACAGACCGCUCACGACUCAACCACCAGGGAGAGGAACAACUUACAGAACAAGUUCAAUAACGUAACCAGAGCCAAAGAGCAGCUGCAGUUAAGUUACAAUGACUUUGCUGGGAAAGUAGGACAUUUACAGGACAGAUAUAACGUCUCUGUCAGCGAGAAAGACAAGCUAGCAAGCAGUCACCAAAACCUGACGACAAUAAAGGACACCCUGCAGGCCUCUUAUGACUUAAUUAAAAAGGCUGAAAGUGAUUUGAAGGUUUCUUACGCGUCACUGCUUCAGGAAAAAAACGAGCUUGAAAGCAACUUGAAGAAUGUAACCAUGGAAAGAGACCGGCUGAAGGUGAUAAACAACAAUCUGACUGCUGAGAGAGACGAGGUGCUGGACAAAGUUAACAAAUUGAACACAGCCAUUCGAGAGAAGAAGUGCCCCACCGGCUGGAUGAAGUUCCAGGACAGCUGCUACUAUGUUUCUGUGAGCAAGAAAAGCUGGGAAGCGGCCAGAUCAUUCUGUAAAGGCAAAAACGCAGACCUGACAGUCACAAAGACCCGAGAUGAACUGGACUUUGUCAAUGGCUUGUUUCACAGUGACAAGGAAAUCUGGAUUGGACUGACUGAUAAAGGAACAGAAGACGUGUGGAAAUGGGUCGAUGGCACCGAGCUGACCACACCGUUCUGGGGUAGCGGCCAACCAAACAGCUAUGACGGGAGGAACCAGGACUGUGCGGAGAUCUGGCGCCGUGGAGGAAAGAAAGCAGAGUGGAACGAUGAGGGCUGUGACUAUGAACGAUACUGGGUCUGUCAGAUGUAGUUUUCCUGCACUAGAGUAUUGGUUAGCGACCACUCAGCAGCACGUUUUUUGACCGGUUUGCAUACAGUGCCAACCGCUGAAGCCUGAAAUGGACUGUAUUUUUUAUAUUUUAGAUUUAUCGGACAGCUGAUGAAGCAGGUUGAUGUAGGUUAUUUUGAGCAAACCACCUUGUUAAUGUGGGGCUACGACUGGCCUAGGUGGAUCUGAGUGUUCCUUUAAUAUCUAUACAUACUGUUGCAUCUAUUCUGUCAGCAAAAUAACUAAUUUCGACAUUUGUUGUCCCCUGAGUUAAACCGUAACAGCCCACUAGAGGGAGACACACCCCACAGUUUUCCAGUGGUUUAAGACUAAACAUCAAUACUUAAAGUUCUUCAUUGCCUUCUUGUUGUAUUAACAUAAACAACUUGAUUAAAUCUAUGCAGAAACUGG